UUCCUUUUGGUCCUGGACCUUCUAUCCUACUUCAUUCCCAAAUCUUAUCAAGAAAAGGCCAACUUUAAACUUACAGUGCUUCUGGGCAUAUCCGUCCUGGCAAUCAUCCUUAAUGAUUACCUGCCAGCUUCCACCAAUGUACCUCCAGUUGUUGUGAUGUUCUUCAUCGGAACCAUGUUACUGAUAAUUAUGGGGAUUUUGGAAGUUAUCUUUAUAAUGUAUAUUGGUGGUAAAGUCCAAAAAACAGAAGUGACUUCUAAGAAGAAAUGUCCUGUCUUUCAGGGACUCUUCUUCAAGUCUUGCUCCAGGGAUGUA
This is a messenger RNA of Staurois parvus, 315 nucleotides long. The record is from the annotation of a GenBank genome assembly. NCBI's taxonomy places the organism in Eukaryota, Metazoa, Chordata, Amphibia, Anura, Ranidae.